Fusarium keratoplasticum is the source of this 1560-nucleotide messenger RNA. Its product is annotated as MFS domain-containing protein. Bases 1 to 1560 code for a protein of 519 amino acids. Gene Ontology annotation, cellular component: membrane. The record is from RefSeq and is a predicted model, not a curated record. Lineage: Eukaryota; Fungi; Ascomycota; Sordariomycetes; Hypocreales; Nectriaceae. Gene Ontology annotation, biological process: transmembrane transport. The transcript has 3 exons. Gene Ontology annotation, molecular function: transmembrane transporter activity.
AUGAGCUCCCCAUCUGACAUAGAUCUGGAGCCAAAGCCAAAAACCCAAUCGCCACGCAGAACACCACCUCAAGUCCCUCAAGAUGUCGAGUCUAGCUCGCAGUCCGACCAAGACAAGAACCUUUAUCCAGCGGACGCCCUUUCAACCCCUCGCCAGAUCCUUUUCGUUGGAACUCUCUGCACAGCCAUGUUCACCAACCAAGUUGGCCUGGGAAACACCCUCGCAACUGUCGGUCUGAUUGGAGAGUCCUUUGGCGUCACCAAUCCAGGUCAACUCUCCUGGCUCAUCGCAGGCUACAGCUUGACUCUCGGCACUUUCAUUCUCAUCGGCGGAAGACUUGGUGAUGAAUUUGGCCAUAAGAAGAUGUUCGUCAUUGGCAUGAGCUGGUACUCGAUUUGGUCCUUGGUUGCCGGCCUAUCGGUCUACUCCAAUCACGUUCUUUUCACCUUUUGCCGUGUGUUUCAAGGCAUGGGUCCUGCUUUGACUCUACCAAAUGCACUCGGUAUCCUAGGCCGGUCUUUUGCACCUGGGCCGCGCCAGAAUAUGGCAUUUGCAUGGUUUGGUGGCGCUGCUCCCUUUGGUGCCAUCGCAGGUUUCUUAUUUGGAGGCCUUUUUGCCCUCGCCUGGUGGCCGUGGAUCUACUGGAGCCUGGCCAUUGCACUUGCUGGUAUUGCUGCAUUUGCUGAGUGGACGAUCCCACCGCCUCUUCAGGAGAAGCAGACUAAGCCACUCCGAGAGAGACUCGAAGCACUCGAUAUCCCCGGCGGCUUGACUGGUGUUACCGCAUUGGUAUUGUUCAACUUUGCCUGGAACCAAGCUGUUGUGGUUGGCUGGAAACAGCCUUACGUUUAUGUGUGUCUCAUACUUGGUGUCUUGUUUGGAGCAGUGUUCUUCGGCAUCGAGCUAUACUGGGCGAAAUUCCCUCUCUUGCCUCUAGCCUCUUUCAACUCUGACAUCGGGUUCGUAUUUGCAUGCACAGCAACAGGCUGGGCGUGUUUUGGCAUCUGGGUCUACUAUAUCGGCCAAGUGGCUCUGGAUAUUGGAGGAAAUACUCCUCUUCAAAUAGCAGCCUGGUUCGUUCCCGUCAUCCCCAUUGGCUUGGCAUCAGCCUUAGCCGUGGGCAAGUUGAUUGGGAGGAUUCCAGCGUCUUGGAUCAUGGUCGUCGGUCAGGCUGCCUACCUCGUGGGCUCCAUCCUCGCAGCAAGUCGACCUCCUCAUUCUAUUUACUGGACCUAUUAUUUCUUCAGCGUCCUCAUCAUUACUGUCGGUAUGGAUACGUCAUUCCCGUCCGCUGUCAUCAUCUUCUCGAACGCGGUGCCUCGGGAGUUUCAGGGAAUGGGUGCAAGUGUUGUCCUGACUGUGAUCAACUACAGCAUCUCAAUUGGGCUUGGAUUUGCGGGUACUGUCGAAACUAAUAUCAACAAGGCGGGAAAGAAUGAACAAGAUAGACUGUUGGGUUAUCGAGGGGCUCUAUGGUUUUCGGUCGGCCUGGCUGGGCUUGGAUUUGUGCUCAGCUUGUUGUUCAUUACAAAGGGACAUUUGUUAAGAAAAGAGAACUAA